This is a messenger RNA of Naegleria lovaniensis, 618 nucleotides long. RefSeq lists its product as uncharacterized. Gene Ontology annotation, cellular component: cytosol. Gene Ontology annotation, molecular function: eukaryotic initiation factor eIF2 binding; GDP-dissociation inhibitor activity; translation initiation factor activity. Gene Ontology annotation, biological process: formation of cytoplasmic translation initiation complex; formation of translation preinitiation complex; translational initiation. The transcript is spliced from 2 exons. NCBI's taxonomy places the organism in Eukaryota, Heterolobosea, Eutetramitea, Acrasida, Naegleriidae. Bases 1 to 618 code for a protein of 205 amino acids. The record is from RefSeq and is a predicted model, not a curated record.
AUGAAGGUGUUUGUCAACAUUCCGAAAAACAAUGAAAUUUACUGGGCAUACAAGCGGCCACAAGUGACCAUUAAAAUUCAGUCGAAUGGUAAUGGUGUUAAAACAGUGCUCACAAACAUGUCAGAGAUUGCCUCCGCAUUGAACAUUCCCGAUCAAGUGGUGAUGAAAUAUUUAGGAAUGAAAAUUGGUGCGUGUGGUGGCAUCAAUAAAAAUCAAUCCUUUCUGACAGGAAGAUACACGGUAGAAAUAAUCGAAGAUGUUUUGGAACAAUUGAUUGCAGAGUUUCUCCUAUGUUCAAGGUGUGGAAUUGCAGAAAUUAACUUUUACAAACAACUAGUUCAUCCUUCACUUCCUGUUAGAGAACCAAUUUUGAGACAAUGUUUAGCAUGUGGGCACUAUAAUUCAUAUAUUUCACAUGACUCGAAAAUGUUUUCAAUCUUGGUGAAAUGUGAUAACAAUCACCAAUGGAUGAAAGUUAAAGUAUCACCAAAAGCAAGAUCUUUGAAGUACAUGUUUGACAAUUUAAAAGACGCAAUUCUGCCAUCUGAAGACAGUUGUUGCGGAGAUGGUGUUAAAUGCAUUCCUUCGUUGAGUGAUAUUUCUAUAGUACUGAAUUAG